Messenger RNA from Colias croceus (clouded yellow), 1272 nucleotides. RefSeq lists its product as uncharacterized. The coding region runs from base 68 to 1129 and encodes 353 amino acids. Lineage: Eukaryota; Metazoa; Arthropoda; Insecta; Lepidoptera; Pieridae. The transcript is spliced from 3 exons. The record is from RefSeq and is a predicted model, not a curated record.
UAUUGUUUACAAACAAAUAAACAUAAUUAGUAUUCUGUGAUAAUUAUAAUAAUAUAUAAAUUUAACCAUGGAAUAUCGGCAUAAAGGAUUACGAGCUAGAAGAAUUCUUAAAAUGGUUGAGGGAGGGGAAAGUGGGUCUGAAGAUAAUAAUGAUGUUGAAAUGCCUGAUAUUCUUCCAUGUGACGGCAUAGCAACAAAAGUUUUAAUUGAUGUACCGACUACAUCUAACGGGGAACAAGGUGACAAUGUACAGGAACCAUCUUUAGAUAUAUGUGAACUACAAACAGUAAACCUAACUCGUGAAAAUUCUACUGAAAAUGAAAUGCUUUCUAGUUCAGGUGCAGAUUAUAUUGACAUUAUUAAUCAUCAGCAUAUAAGAACACCAACAUCAGUAGCAAACCUUUCUUUUAUAUUGGACAAUGUUGAUUUUGUUGCUUCGCCAGAUGGGUAUAUUAUUCAUGCCAGUAAAAGUAAAUCGAAUACACCGACUCUAUUUGAUUGCACAAUACAGGAAGAUAAUACUAUUUUAGACUCAGAUGAUAGAAACCUCGAUGAAACAUUAGUUCCUAUUGAGAAUAAUAAAGGUUCUGUACAUAGCAUAAUCGAUGUAAAACAUGUCAAUAUUGAUAAGACUUUAACGCCUCAAAAUAGAUCUAAUUUAAGCCCCAACGAGAUGGUUAUAAUUAUAAAUAGCGAUAAAAGCCCAAGGCAACAAGGUAUAGUGGACAAUGAAGAUUCUGUAACAAUACAAGUACAUGGUACAUCUGAAUCAGAAUCACUCACUACAAUUUCUGUAUCAGGAUCACUGCCAAGCAGCUCUAUUGAACAUACUGAUGACGACGAUAACUCUCUUUCUAUCACAAACAACUUAGCCCGUAAGCGACGCCGAAAUGAAAAAGAAUGGAUAGCCAAUAAAUCUAAAACUUUAAAAAACUCUGGAAAAGCCUAUGUUGGAUGUCAUUCUAAAAAGCAGUUCCUUGCAAAAUCGGUAGGACCUUCUUGUAAAUGCAAAUUGAAAUGUGGUGAAACGUUUUCCUAUGAUAAAUUCCUUUUUUUCAUCCUAAGAAAGAUUUAUGUGGUACUUGUACGCUUUAUGAACAAGCAGAAGGCGAACAUAAGGAAUCAUUAAAAGAUAAUUACACAAAACAUAUACAUAAUAAAGAAAGAAUUAGUGAAAUCAAAAAUUCGGAAAAGGAAAAAGGCUGAUUGAUUUUUUAGAACUAAGACUGAUGUAACAAUUGUGAUUUUCUUAAAUAAAAAUUAUGUUUAUUA